This is a messenger RNA of Rhipicephalus sanguineus (brown dog tick), 1240 nucleotides long. RefSeq lists its product as uncharacterized. The transcript has 3 exons. The record is from RefSeq and is a predicted model, not a curated record. Lineage: Eukaryota; Metazoa; Arthropoda; Arachnida; Ixodida; Ixodidae. The coding region runs from base 99 to 542 and encodes 147 amino acids.
AUGACUGCUCGAAACGACGUUUGUGCGCGUUGGCUGUUCUACUUGAAGUGAGUGAAGACGACGAGGUGCAGUUUGAAAAAAAGAAACGAUUGUGGUGGAUGAAGCCAUGGAUCUCCAAAAAGACGCUUGGUGUUCAGAGCUUACUUUAUGAAGAGCUACUCGAGUGCGAUCCGGAGGAAUACAAACUCCUGCUACGCGUCAGCAGCACGCAGUUUUUCGAACUUUUGGCGCGCGUUAAACGUAGAAUCGAGCGGCAAGAAACUGUAAUGAGGCCUUCCGUGCCAGCGAAGACAAGACUCCAGAUUACUCUUCGCUUCCUCGCCACAGGAGAAACACACCACUCCUUAAGCCGGCAGUUCAGGGUGGGACACUCAACUGUCAACCAGCUCAUAGAUGAGACAUGUGGGGCCAUCUACCUGGAGCUGAAAGACGAGUUCUUGAAGUCUCCCAAGACUUGUGAAGAUUGGUCUGCGGUCAUGCAAGGCUUCAAAGCAAAGUGGCAGUUCCCAAAUUGUGCAGGUUGUCAAGAGCCCGCAGAGUAGUUGAGAAUGGGUUUGGAAUCCUCGCCAAUCGGUUUAGGUGCCUACACACCACCAUGGCAGCGACGCCAAAAAGAGCGACGAAGUAUGUUGCAGCAGCUUGUGUUUUGCACAACUUCUUGGCGACUGAACUUCCACCACCAGCCGACACACCAGUGGAGCAGCAAAGUACUUUCUUCUCGGUUCGAUCAAGCCGCGGCCGGCUCUGGGCAACAGCAUGCUCGAUUCGUGAAGACAUGUGUGACUUUUUCACUGGAUUAGGUGCAGUGCCUUGGCAGAAUGACGCGGCAUAUGUGAAUGUGUCAAGGCACAGGGCUCAUCACUAGUGAAACUUUGUGUUAUGUAGGCCUUCGUCUAUGCAAAGGUGAUGUAAAAAAAGUACCUGUGAAGUCAAUGUGUUUAUCACCCAGCACGCACUCAUAUUAUUCAACUUUUUACGAGUGUUAUGUUUUUGAAGGCUGAAUGUUGAAUUUAUAGGUGACUCGUACGUUAUUUACUCUAAGCCAUUUACUUAUAUGCUACUUGUGCUAUUUCCUGGUCUUUGAUGCUUUGCAAUAAGAACAAGCAUGGACCAUUUUUGUUACACAUGAGCGAAAAAAGUGACUAUUUCUUAAGCAUAAUUUAAGCAGCGGACACAUGAAACAGUAGGGUUCUUUUUAUUGCGAAAUGUUGCCAUGACUUUGCACGUCCAAAAAAAUAAA